AUGACGUCAUCGAUCGGUCCAUCUAUAGGAUCUGACGUGCUUUCACUUUGUAGCAGUAUGGAUUCGUCGGCUGUUGUGCUUUCACCGAUAGCACAUGCAUCGAGUGUGGAGAUAAUUCAGUGUGCUGACUGUAGUGCUGACGAUCCUCAAUGGGCCUCAAUUAAUCGCGGUGUCCUAAUAUGCAACGAUUGUUGUUCUGUACACAGAAAUUUGGGGCGGCAAUACUCACAAGUACGUUCAUUGAACCGAGGGAUGUGGGAUACACCACAGCUGGAACUCGUCAAACUACUACACAAAACUGGUUCUAACCGUGUAUGGGAGCACGCAAUGCUUGAUCCAGCUUCUUCCUCGAAAUUCAAAAGGAAACCAUUACCUCAUGAUCCAGUACUACCUACGAAGGAAGCCUUCAUCAAAGCAAAGUACGUUGACCAUGCUUUUAUCCGAAGGCCCAGUAAGGAUGACGAGCCAUGGAGCUUGGACGACGUCAACAAACAAUUAUGGUCGUGUGUUCGUACAGCGCAUGUGGACACGACAUUAAGGCUCUUAGCAAUGGGAGCCGAUGUCAAUUACGUGGACACUGAAAAAGGGAAUAGUCCGCUUCAUGUUGCAGCGAAGGAAGGGCAGGCAAUGCAGGUCGAGCUCCUGUACAUCUAUGGUGCGGAUCCUUUGCUGAGUAACGCUGCUGAUCUUACUCCGGCACAGCUUGCUCGACAGGACGGUUUUGUCGACCUCGCUAAUCGCCUCGAUGAGCUGUCGUUUGAUUUGACUAACAGGCUGUCGCUGUUCCUUUGCGGUCGAAAGCCAGAUCACCAACAUCAGCAGCACUUCCUCAUUCCUGAACUUACUGCCAAAAAUACCGUUGAAACAUUGCGAUCCGUUCGGUUGAAGAUCCAGGCUCUACCUGACUGUGCCUUUGAGAAACUGUUGCAAGACGUUUAUGAUGAGGUUGAUCGACGGGAAACUCAGGCAGCCUGGAUGGCUAUGAAUCAAGGCAAGAUAACGUCGGGUAAUGAACAAUGUGUGGCUGUUUUUCUUCCGUUGAAUACCUCAUUUUCUGCCACAAGAAACCAGCUCAGGCAGAAACUUGCAAAAUACGACGUUAGAGAGUUUGCUACUCUCAUCAUAGACGUACUGAAGGAGGCAAAACGACGUUAUUUCGGUCUACCUCCCGAACUUUCACAGGACAACUUGGACACCUCCACUAAUCUUCACAACAUAUCUAGGAGGUCAUCUGGGAACAAAACCCGGUCGACCUCCUCGAUAGAUGCUGCGAUCGAUGGGCGUGUAUCCAUAGACGAUGUACUGGAGUUGAAAGAACGAAUGACAGAGAAUGAAACCAAGCUGACUUCUAUUUGCCACACCAAUACGCAAAUAAUGAAGCAAAUUGUUCGUCUUUCCGAGCAAGCGGCCCUAUUGAGGCGAUUACCGUCCCCAGCCACCGUUCCUCAUGUGACGGCAAAUCAUAUUGUUGAGCGUGCACAUUCGGUGGGAGUUGACCGCAGUGAUCGGAUUGGGCGUCCACCGAUAGAAGCUGAGUCAAGAAUAGCCAAACGUCACGGAAGUAUGAGUGGUGCAACCCCUGGUUAUUCUCGUAUGGUGCCAAGCGGAAGAAAGAGCGCCGAGAACCACAGGGACCGCGACGAACCUCGUGAUAGCUCACGAGAAAAGCUACGAUCUCGCGAGAACCGGGACCGCAACCUAGAUUCAACAGAUUAUGCCUCAAUAACGCCUGCUCCGCAGGUCGUUGCUUCUAAAGUGCAGGAAGCGUUUAGCGAGCCGAUGUUUCCUGAUAAUCUCAUACGCGAGACGGAAAAUCUCACCGUGGCAAUUCGAUCACUUCUCACAGAUGCUCAACACAAACAGUUACACGGGCGUUCUAGUGACCACGCCCAUAAAAUAGCCUCACUCAUCAACCAUAUAAUAUGUUUGAUUCCACGAGAGCAACGAAUUGGAAAAACCGAACAAGCUGUAACUGGUCUCAUGGAUGCAACUAUGGUUUUGAGUGCAAAAUGUAACGCUCCAAUACUGGACGCUGAAGACGCCUGCCAUGCAGCGUACAGUGUCGCACAGUCAGCUAAGAUGCUACUGAUGGCUGUUCAUCAUUGA
Messenger RNA from Haemonchus placei, 2106 nucleotides. NCBI's taxonomy places the organism in Eukaryota, Metazoa, Nematoda, Chromadorea, Rhabditida, Trichostrongylidae. The record is from the annotation of a GenBank genome assembly.